Molecule: messenger RNA, 1452 nt
Organism: Fusarium fujikuroi IMI 58289
Lineage: Eukaryota; Fungi; Ascomycota; Sordariomycetes; Hypocreales; Nectriaceae
Exons: 2
Coding region: 1-1452 (483 amino acids)
Biological process (GO): positive regulation of transcription by RNA polymerase II
Cellular component (GO): nucleus
Molecular function (GO): DNA-binding transcription factor activity, RNA polymerase II-specific; zinc ion binding; transcription cis-regulatory region binding
Source: RefSeq, a predicted model, not a curated record
AUGACUUAUCGACCUAGACCAGGAGCAAGGGGCUCCGGCUUGCGAAGCAAAACGGGCUGUAUACCAUGUCGUCAACGGCGAAAGAAGUGUGAUGAGUCUAGACCGAUCUGCCUUGGGUGCGAUAGAAACCAUCUGAUCUGCCAAUGGUCCGCUCCAUUGAGCUCCAAGUCUCCGACGGCAGACGCGAUUCGUGAUCGUGGGACUCCUCAGCCAGACUGUAGAGAAACAACAACAAAAACCGACAAGCAACUAUCUUCUCGAGCAAUCUUCCCAGUCGCCACAAGCCCGAUAAUUGUGCCCGCCCAACUCCGCAAGGGUACGAAUCGGUAUCUCUUCGAACAUUUUCUCCACGUCACAGCAAAGCGAAUGGCUGGAAGAACAUACCCUGAGAAUCCGUUCCUCUCUUGCAAUCUCAAAAUCGCUUUUGGUAGCACUAUAAUGCAGCAUGCUAUCCUUGCCAUAAGUGCUUCUCACUUACUGUACAGGAGGCCAGACAUGGCUGAGAUAUGCGCCUCUCAUUAUGCGAUUGUGCUUCGAGCAAUGAAACAUGCUGUGACACGGUGGAAGGCUCUUCAUAUACGCGAUCAGACUGCGCUGCUGGCUACAGCCCUAGCCCUCUGCUGGUUCGAGACCAUCGAUGUCAACACCAGCGGUGCAUUGUAUCACCAUCUAGAAGCGAGCAAGUUCAUGUUUCAAACAGUCAAAGAAAACCUCAAAGAUCAUGAUCCGAGCUUGUUUGGCUUCUUGGCAGAGCAAUACGCGUACCUCGCCACCGUCUCCAACAUAACAUUGCGCUCUGCUCGUUUCGAUCCUGAGAUGAGUCAAACCUUAUCGCUGCCUUCACUGGCACUUCUGAAUAAAGGGUCAAAUUUCUACGGAUGCCUUUUUGGCUGCUCUCACCUUGUCUACGAAACAAUUCCUAUGAUAUGCGACCUGGCCAAGUUACGGAUCGAAGAGGGGAUCGCUCCUUCACAAGCAUCCCACCAGCAAUAUGAAUCGAUCCUGGGAGAGCUAAAAGUCUGGCGACCAACACAGAGGUAUUUCACCGAGGACUUUGAAUAUGCAGGCCAGCUAUAUCGUGAAGCCUGUCUUAUCUUUCUGGAGUCUUCCUUCCAAGGACCUGAUACUACCAACUCGGAGCUUUACGCGGCAGUUGAAUCAUGUCUCGGUCGCUUCUUGGAAGUCUUUGCUAAGAUGUCAUAUGAGUCCCCAUCCUGGACGACCGUUAUGUGGCCGAUACUGACAGCCGGGUCAUACAUGAGGUGCCCGAGACAGCGAGACCAACUUUCAGACAUUAUAUUGAACUCGACCUUUGACAUGAGGGCUGUUGACAACACGCUACAUCCGCUCAGGCUCCUUUGGGAAAAGAUGGCUUUUGAUGAUAGCUAUUAUGGAUCUUACGGGCUGGAAAAGGUCUUGAAGGAAUGUGGGAUUACCAUGUGUGUAGGGUGA